ACAACUGAAUUUAGGGUGAUGGUGCUCUAUGUGCUCAAUUAUAUCACAUUUAUUAUUGCCCUGUUCGAGAAACUCGACAAGAUUCGUGGCGAUGAACUGGUGAAAAUUGUUUACGAGCGUCACAUGAGUGGACGGUCAAAACGGCUUCUCGCUGAUCAGCAGCGUUAUUCAGUGAAUCCUUCAGCAACUAUAAUAAAUCGAGAGUAA
Molecule: messenger RNA, 207 nt
Organism: Gongylonema pulchrum
Lineage: Eukaryota; Metazoa; Nematoda; Chromadorea; Rhabditida; Gongylonematidae
Source: the annotation of a GenBank genome assembly